CGCGAGCGAGCCGAGCGAGCGAGCCCGCCCGCCCGUUCGUUCGUUCGUCGGCAAUCGGCCACCAGCGGCUCCGUUCGCGCGUCAUCGUCGCACGUCGUCGCGCAUCGUCGCCCGCCGCCCACCCGUCGUGUCACCCCGUGCCGUCCCGUAUACGGCAGUACGGGCGCGCCGACGACGGUCAGAGGACGUUUUACGCUGCGUAUUUACCGCUGCGUCGGCUCUCCUACGACACGCGCGCGUGUCCCGUCAUGCCGGCAGUUCGCGAUAAACAUGUGUCCGCGGACGAAGGAUCGUCGGCCGCGACGAGAGGAUCCGUCGGGGAUCAGUAAUGUCGAGCGCACCGGCGUGAACGUUGCCGCGGAAAGUCCCGCGGCGAGCGAUCGAGCGUCCGCGACGUUUUCGCGCGCAUCACGCCCACGGAGAAGAGCCACCGCCACCACCUCCGACAGAGGACAGUGCUGACGAUCGUCGCCCGCGACGAGCAUCGAGUGUCGCGAGUUUUUUUCGCCAACGAAUUACGCUCGGGAGUUUCGGUUUUGACUGUACAUAAUCGCGCGCGCGAGCCGAGUCGUCGUCGACGAGCGUCGACCGUGCGUCGCACGGGAGCAACGAUGACCCGAGGCUCGAGGCAGUGGUGAUUAUUUUUGCCUUUGCGGCAAAAUAACUCUCGAACGCGACGAAACGCCGCGCGCGUGCCACGGUAAGCAUGUCAAGCGCCACCUGAUCGGCGCAAGUUGCUUUGAAAAUUUUCAAGCUCGCGCCCUCCCUUCCUCCUUCCUUCCCCCUCCCGCCCCACCCACCCAACGCCGUCGAGUCGCACUGGCGUCUCGAUUGCUGACGCAGUUUCGACGGAUCGUUCGGCGAUACGGGAUGGCGCUUCGGCCCGUGUCAGCAAGUUUUUACGGAAAUUCGAACUAAGUGCCGGCUAUCAUCGGCUAUCGUAACCGCGAGCGUGAUUAAUUACGCACUGUUUGUGUGACAAUCGUGUUCAUUGUGCCUCGCGUGACUUUCGCGGAAGGAUUCUCGGACUCGUCGUGAUCAAUUGUCGACUUUCGGUCGAGUUUCGCGCGCGCGUUGAACGGUUAAACGAAUGGAAAAGUGGAAAGUCUGUGAUAGGCGCCGCUCGGAUUAAGCCAAGAGGUGCAGGCUCCAGGUAGCGAGGUUCUGGGAAGCAGUUUCUCGAGAUAACUCUGGUGACCGGAACCAAACGGGCCAGUAUUUAUGCCAGUAUGCCAAUCGAAUGCCGGUAGACGACUAAUAUUCGCCGUCACCGCGCGAUAGCCAAUUAAUAAGUUACUUAGCUAGAUCAAUUAAUAGUUAAUAAAAUAUCGGGUACAUGUCGAUUAUUCGCGACUAAUGACUAAAGACGCGAAUAUAGAUCCGUAUUUUUUUUUGCAUGAUCGCGUAAGCAAUAAAAAUCGCGUCUUGUGAAUAAACACGUCCGCUUAUAUCGCUUAUAUACUUUUCUCGACGACAAUAAUUUUUCGGCGUCCUUUCAUUCGCCGAAAUUUGGGAGAUAGAUAAAAAAAGAACAAGGAGGGAAAAUCCAGUGCGCGCGUAAUCUCGGUAAAGUGAGAUCGACUCUUUUCCCGCGGCUGUGUUGAGUGUGAAGGAAGAAGAAAAAGAAGGGACAGUCUUGCAUCGAAGUGAAGUGGAAACGGAUACCAUCCCGGCGAUCAUCACGGUGGCUGGAAACGCAGACUUACAUCGGGAGCGCCAACCUGCAAUCAAGGUUCAUGGUUUUCAUGGAGGAGAGCGAGCUCUCGAGCAAGCGGUGGGCCAGCGCGCCUCGCCGCCCGGACAGCCCCUGCGUCCUGGGGGCACCGACGUCUAGGGAGGCGGCGGGACCGCCGGUGCAGCUGGAACCAGUGGACCUGUCCGUGAAAACUCCAGUGGUGUUGCAGGUGCCGCGGUACAGUCCGGCAGCGAUAAUUAACGCCGCCGCAAGAAGAGCGCCGUCACCUUCGACGACGCCCACGCCACCGCCUCUACUGCCGCCGCCGCCGUCGCUCUGCGCAUCUACCGCGUCACCAUCCUUGCCAUCGUUGAGCGAAACAGCGUGGGACAGAGAUCGCGAUCGAGAUCGAAGCCGGGAAAGAAACCGGGAGCGGGAGAGGGUGCGAGAGAGGAGCGGCGAGAACGAGAGGGAAUGUCAACAGGAACGAGAGCCCGCGAUCAGGGAGAGAGAGGCGCGAGAUCGGGAAAGGGAGCAGUGCGAUCGCGAUAGGGACAGGCAGAGGGACAGGGAAAGGGAUCGGGACGUAUCGGUCUGCGUGAUGGAGCCACCCGAUUCCGUCUUCCCGAUCUCCCCUUCCGCCGCCCUUCUCGCGUUGCAGAGGAUAAAGGCUUCUUACGCAUUCCAGAAACGUCCGCUUGCGGGGGGUAUCGGAUUAGGUGGUAGAGGAAAUGCCGGCGUUGGCGGAAAUGGCGGCAAUUUAGGUGUCGAUGGUGAUUGCGGCGAUGCGCUCAAGAGACGUAAGGUUCACAGAUGCGAUGUCGCCGGCUGCGACAAGGUUUACACGAAGAGUUCGCAUCUCAAGGCGCACAAGAGGACCCACACUGGCGAGAAGCCAUAUCAGUGUACGUGGGAAGGUUGCACGUGGAAAUUCGCACGAUCGGACGAGCUGACGCGGCACUAUCGCAAGCACACGGGCCAAAAGCCGUUCAAGUGCCAUCUCUGUCAGCGAUCGUUCUCGCGAAGCGACCAUUUGUCGCUUCACAUGAAGAGGCACUGAUGAAAAGGACCGUCCACAGAGUCGUGCGACGCGAGAGAAAGCGCACGUUGAUCGACGAGAAGCGAAGGUGAGAAACGGUCCUUGGCAAUAGGCCAGUGAUCUCGAGUGAUCCUGGACGCGAGCGAGAGACGGACGAUGAUAUUUCUUACAUUUGGGACCUGAAGAGCCGCGUCGCGAGCCGGCCCGUCCCGAAUUUCUCACGAAGACGGACCGGUCGAUCGGACGGGCAGCAACUAGGAAAAGAGAAAAUAGAUUGACGAAGCAAACAAAUCGUUCAUUAGGUUUAACGCUUAAUCGCGAAUUGAAUAAUCGCGAUGCCGAUCAACUUUGAUCAGUUGGUUCUCUUGAUGCUGUCUUUUGCGAAUCUUUCGAUGGAUCUUUCCGAUUGCAGCUACAAUAAAUCGAGCCGAUGUCUGAAUUACGAGCGUUGAACGCAAGAGUAAGGUAAUUGUUUUACAAUUGUCGAGCUUUUAUAAAAAGGCGCGUCACUGAUUUUUUGGAUGCUUCAAGAUUUUAAG
Messenger RNA from Camponotus floridanus (Florida carpenter ant), 3253 nucleotides. Its product is annotated as Krueppel-like factor 3. The record is from RefSeq and is a predicted model, not a curated record. Bases 1737 to 2735 code for a protein of 332 amino acids. Lineage: Eukaryota; Metazoa; Arthropoda; Insecta; Hymenoptera; Formicidae. Gene Ontology annotation, biological process: regulation of transcription by RNA polymerase II. The transcript has 7 exons. Gene Ontology annotation, molecular function: RNA polymerase II cis-regulatory region sequence-specific DNA binding; DNA-binding transcription factor activity, RNA polymerase II-specific.